This is a messenger RNA of Periconia digitata, 558 nucleotides long. NCBI's taxonomy places the organism in Eukaryota, Fungi, Ascomycota, Dothideomycetes, Pleosporales, Periconiaceae. The record is from the annotation of a GenBank genome assembly.
GAACUGGUCUUCACCUGCUGCCCAAGUCUUCAACCAUUCUUUCUCAGCAUAAUACCACCCUCAUCCCAAUUCUUUUCAAUAAUGUACGCGAACCUCUCAACAGCAGCACUCCUAGUCCUCGGACUCCUAGGCACCCAGGCCUCCGCCUUCACAUUGAUGACCUACACCUCGACCAGCUGCACAGGCUUAUCGCCAGAGGAAGAGACUUCAGUCGACAAAGGCUGCACAACCUACACCAACGGAAAAUUCAGAAGCAUCAUCAACAACUGGUCCAGCAACGACGACAACAAGCUGCUCCUCGCAUUCUACAGCGACGAGAAAUGCUGCCACGCCAACAUGGUCGAAACCUUUUCGUGGACGGAUGGGUGCCAGGAGGUCAAAGACGGGAUUAAGAGCUGGAGGGUGGUAGAUCCUGAUGAGCCGGAGAAAGGAAAGAAGGGUGAGGAUUACAUGUGCGAUGAAUAGAUUUUGACUUUGUUCUGCUGGACCAACUUCGAUGUUGUGACUAUUUCGGGCGUGUUUGGUGAAUAGUUGGGCCCUGUGUAUUUCUUCCUUCUU